Messenger RNA from Fraxinus pennsylvanica, 489 nucleotides. Lineage: Eukaryota; Viridiplantae; Streptophyta; Magnoliopsida; Lamiales; Oleaceae. The record is from the annotation of a GenBank genome assembly.
AUGGAGACUCGUGAAUUUUCGCAUCAAUAUGCAGACACAAUCUACGAAGAAUCCGAUACGCUUUCUCAGAAAAGUCACUGUUGUUUCUCCUUACCGUGCUUUGUUAACUCAUCGCCGGACGGCGGAGGAAUAACCUGGUGGAAAAUCCGAACGCAGAACAUUGGAAAUACCUCCCUGUGGAUCCGUGGAGUCACCGCGCUGAAGAAGAUUCGAGAGUGGUCGGAACUCGUCGCCGGUCCGAGAUGGAAGACUUUUAUACGGAGGUUCAACCGGAACCGGAGCGGGAAUAGCAAGCAUGUGGAUUACCAAUACGAUCCAUUGAGUUACGCCAUGAAUUUCGACGAGGGUCCGGGGCAGAGCGGUAAUUUUGACGAAGAGGAUGAGUAUUAUCAUAUGUCAAGGAAUUUCUCGUCCAGGUACGCCGCCUUCCCGGCGUCUUCUAAAACUUCUAUGGACCUCGGCAAGGAUUCACCGCCUACCUUCGUUUAA